Messenger RNA from Caenorhabditis auriculariae, 529 nucleotides. NCBI's taxonomy places the organism in Eukaryota, Metazoa, Nematoda, Chromadorea, Rhabditida, Rhabditidae. The record is from the annotation of a GenBank genome assembly.
AUGUACUAUGAUCAGGAAGGAGGAAAAAAAUCCGAAUCGAUACGGGUGGAAGAGAAACCACAAGAAAGAGUGAGGAGGCAUUAAUCCACACAUGUUUCAAAGCGAUAGAUCAGCAUCGAGAGAAAAUCGAAGAGGAGCAGGACGAGCGACAGGAGGCGGCUUGUUGUAACGCAUGUUUCCAGGCGGCACACCCUCGCUCUCUCAAGGUGUGGGCCACUCGGCCGUGAGCCGUUUUUUGAAUCACCUUCAGCUCAAUCGCUAGUCAGGCAAAUUCACGCUUUCGAGAUGUUCAACUUCGGGAAAAAGAAACUUCGGAAAACUCUUCCUGAUUCCGUGUAAAAUCUUCACUCGAAGUGGUAGCUCUCAUUCUGAGGCUUCCACCUAGAGCACGGUCUUCGGGCUCCAGCACAACAUCCGCUACAUUCUGAGCUCGUCAAGGCGCAACUGGAUGGACUACGCGCAGAAGGACGAGGCGAAGGACCGUAAGACCAUGCUUUCAACUCUUUCGACUACACGUUUGGACUUCUAG